AUGCCUGAUACGACGCAAAACCAAAGCGAGUUUCUCCGCCGUCUCAGCACGUCUGCUCGAAGACGGGAGUUUGAGUUUGCCGUCAGUCAAUGGGAGCAGAAUGUCGCUGAUGACUAUGAGGCCGUUGUCGAUUUCGAGCAUCGCCAGCAAGAUGUUGUUGGAAUUAUGAGGAAUGAAGAUAACGAAGAUGAGACUUCUACUGAGGAAGCGAGAGAACAGACACCUGAUAUACGAACUCCCAGCGGAAAGAACUUGCGAAGGAAGAUAGUGGUCGAUCAUGAUGUUCGAUCUCCUAAAAGAAAGAAGGAGGGUGAUGGCGACGCUCGCACUGUUACUGCGACGGCUUCUCUCUCUCCUAGGCCAGCAACCCCACACCCAAAACCUGAUCCUCCUGGUCAGAGGCAUACUUUGAACUUUGCUUGGGCCAUUAAAGACGUCACCGCCACUCCUGAGCGAGAACAAGCUCUCUUUUAUUACGGAACAGACGAAUCACCGAUAGGAGAAACUACGGGAAUCUUCUCGCCGCGAAGCAAUCUUACACUAGAUGACCAGGAUACUCCUUCUCCUGUCCUCCUGAAGGAAAGGCAUGUAUACAUACCUGACCAGCGGCAAUUGAUUGAUACUAGUGAAACACAGGGACCUGGAAGCGAGCUGGAUGAACAAGACGGGGCAAUGCCGUUCAAGAUAUUUGGGUGGAGUCCAUCUCGAAAAAGCUCACCUGUUCCAUCUAGCACAAACUCAACCCCGGAGAAAUCAAAGAAAUGGUCGAUUGGUACAAAAGCUCACCCACAGGGUAUUCGAUUAACUACUUUUUCUGCUAAACUGAAAGCCCUUCGAAUUGAAAAUAUAACCAGAAAACUCAUUAAGAAGAGAAGUGAUCCCGAUAUGAAUGUCGACGAGACCACAACUUCUUUAGCACAAAAUACCAGGAAUUCCAUACCAAAACUCGAUAACGAGGCUUUCCAAGCUAAAGUCAUGGUAUCGCCCAUCAGCGAUUCCAGUGAUAGCCCUUGUGGUUUGGAAUCUAUCAAUACCGAAGUUGAGAGAAACGAGGUGAAAGGAACUUAUGAGACAGACAAGGCUCCUGAGAGUCCCUCAUGUCUAGAUCUCGCAAUUGGUUUUGCUGAGGCCUAUGCCACUGAUCUUGGUGUGGCACGAGAUGAACUCCUUGCAGGAUCUUCCCCAACUAGCCCCGAGCAUACCGAUACCCUAGCUUCCCGUCGAAAAAAGAUCCAACAUUAUGGGGCUGGUCGUUCCAUUCCGCUCCUCGAUGAACACGACCUCGCCCGUGCCGAAGAGAUGGCUGCUAGAGCAGUUAUCGCGAAAUACAUGCCGCCAAUUAGGAAAAUUGGCAACUUCUCCUUUGGAGAAGAGCCUCCAAGCAAAGAGAAACAGGCGAAAUUGAAAGCUCUACGCAAGAACUUUGGGCACUACAUAAAUGAUCUGGAUACUACGGAGCUGGAGAAAGAUCACACUAUUACAGCGUGGAAGCGUAACUGGAAUGAGCACUUGAUGAGUCCCGGAACCACGCCUAUUGAAAUAAACCAGAAGCAGGAUAUUGAAUCGUACCUUGAUAGACUGAUCGAGUCCGAAGGAGACACUGAUAAUGAAAGGGCAAAAGAAUUUCUCCGACUAAUGAACCGGGGUCAAAUUGAAGUGGAGCAACUUAUGGUACAGGUUGACGAGCAAGAGAUAGUCUCUAAGCAAAGACACGAGCAACGACGAGGCCGAGGUGAAGGUGAACUCACAAGUCAGCAAGAUGAAGGCCCCGACUCCGUGCCGGAUAGACCUUGGCCGCGCCUUCCUUGUACACCAGGCUGGAAACCGGUCCAGAAGGGAUGGAUAUCUCAUGAUGGAAGGUACGAAUGCAUCGAGGCCGGCGCAAUUCCAAAAUUUGCAUACUGCGAGGAACAGGAUGGAGCUGAGGCACCUGACGCGCCAAAGACUAUAUGGUCAGGGGUCAAGGGCAGUGACGACGAACAUAUCAAUGAAGAUAUCUCUUUCAAGAUAUUAGGGCUAGAGGAUAACUGGAAAGCCUCGCCAACUGGGUUGUACAUGGCAGAUAAAUUUGAGGACGAUAACAACUCUGAUUCGGGGGAAUCAGAUAUUGGAUGGUCCAGCAAGCUUCUCAAUCACCGCCUAAUGCUUACCUGCAACUCUGUUAACGGAAGCAAUGUUGAUAUCUCCUAUGAUCCUGAAGAGCUCGACAUUCCCACAAUGGACAUGAACCGACACUUCGCAAAAAUGGAUUGCACUCUGGCCAACCAGUAUCCGAGCUAUGUCAAAACUGAGCGCAAAUUCAAUCGAAUGGGAGAAAUGGUCAUCAUCCCGCCACCCUUACGAAAGGACAAGAUUCCUCGUAGGUCAUGUAUGAAGCCGCUGGGACGGCUUAGGCGUGCCCGCAGGGGACGCCCUGUUGCUCGAGUUGAGAAGUGGGCAAAAUUUAAGCUACUACCGGAAGAAAGGGAUGCAACCGACAAGUCGCAUCCUAGGCCGUGUGGCUGGUCUCAGAAGAAACAGUUUCUUCUUCGGAAAGCCUUUCGACAAAAUGGACUUUUUGAGAUGCUACCUAGUGUUAGAGCUCAGCAUACGAGAAUCAGAGGCUUUGAACAGUACUAUCCACGAUUUCUACAGCAACCUGUUGGGACACAAGUCCGCCAAACGGUUUCCUACGGCGCAGGCUACAUCCUCAAUCAUAUCGCCCGCUUCAAACUCGGGCUACCAACCUCCGAGGAUGGUCAGACCAGGGUCAAAAUUCGUAAUGCCUUGAAGAAGAUCAUAGAACACAGGAAGAGUGGACAAAGCAGGUAUCAACAAAAUACACUCAGUGGGUAUGAAUACAAGAUCUUCAGCCGCGUACACCAACGAAGACGAGUUCGGGACGUCGAUCAUGUUCUUCCUCAAGACGUUACCCUCGUCGGCAGUCUACAAACAAGAGGCAGAGCUCAAGGUGUUUAUAUGGUAUACUGGAGGAUUUCAAAGAAGCGAAAUUCCGACAGACAGGAAGAUGGGGACUGGGUAGACCUUUCUGACGAAGGGUAUCUCGAUGAAGAACAUGCUGGAGAUGAGGGUUGA
This is a messenger RNA of Orbilia oligospora ATCC 24927, 3075 nucleotides long. RefSeq lists its product as uncharacterized. The coding region runs from base 1 to 3075 and encodes 1024 amino acids. The record is from RefSeq and is a predicted model, not a curated record. NCBI's taxonomy places the organism in Eukaryota, Fungi, Ascomycota, Orbiliomycetes, Orbiliales, Orbiliaceae. The transcript has 6 exons.